AAUAUGAUUAAUCAUCCUAACCCAACUGCGAAAAGUUGGGUAGCCAUUACCAUUCUUGAAUCAUGAUUAACCAUACUAGUCCUUGAUGGCAUUCUGGGGACUACAGUCAGAAGUUUUCUAUGCGAACGAAUCCAAAAAUGAAACUUUGAUUUUGAAAAACACAAACAAAACCAUCUUUUUUGCAAAACGUCGGCACUCAGAAAUCACACCAGAAAAUCAAGAGAGAGAGAGUGAGCGCGCGUUAACGCCGUGGGAAGGAAGAAACGCUGAGAAGACACACAAAAAUCUUCUCGAUUUUCCUCCUUCCCUCAUUUUCAAUUCUUAAUCUUCUCUGCUCUUUUACACUAAAAAAUCCCUAAUUCAUCUGCCUCUUUCGAAAUUCCUGAAAAGGGGGGGAAUUCCAUGAUUUUUUCAAUUGAUCAUCAUCUUCUUUGAUGCGCCGACCUAAUGCCCGAUCUCCAAAGCCCAAUUCCGAGAUAAAAUCCGACCCAGAUCCUAUAAUGGAGCCCCUUUCUAUCAAAUCGUUUCAAUUUAAGCAAAACCCUAAUUCCAGAUCCAGUUCCUUUUCUAGAAUCCCAAAAGCACAACCUAAAUUUAAUUGGGUUACUGUUUUUUUCUUUCCUGUUGCAUUUGUUAUUGUUUUUUACUUAUCAUUUGUGUUUUUGGGGCAAAGAACCCCGGAAAAUGGCCGGAAAUUUGGGAUUAUUAUUGAUGGUGGUAGUACUGGGUCGCGCAUUCAUGUUUUUGAGUAUAAGGUUGAAGGUGGGGUGCCAAGGUUUGAUUUUGGGCCGGAUGGGCAUUCGUCGAUGAGGGUUAAUCCGGGGUUGUCAGCGUUUGAGGACAAUCCGGAGCGAGCUGGCGAGUCGUUGCUGGAGCUGUUGGAUUUUGGGAAGAGGAUUGUGCCCAGGGAGUUGUGGGGAGAUACUGAGGUUAGGUUAAUGGCUACUGCUGGGCUUCGGUUACUUGAUUUGGAAGUUCAAAAUCGGAUUCUGGAGUCUUGUCGCAGACUUAUGAGGUCGUCGGGAUUGAAGUUUCGUGAUGAUUGGGCGUCGGUGAUUACAGGCUCAGAUGAAGGUUUGUAUGCUUGGGUUGUGGCUAAUUAUGCCCUUGGUACUCUUGGAGGCGAUCCUCACUUAACAACUGGUAUCAUUGAGCUUGGUGGGGCUUCUGCUCAGGUCACUUUUGCCUCAAGAGAGUCAGUGCCUUCAGAGUUCUCUCGUUCGCUUAAUUAUGGAAAUGUGACCUAUCAUCUCUACAGUAAUAGCUUGCUUCACUUUGGUCAGAAUGUAGCUUUUGAUACACUGAAGGAUUUACUUGUUUCAAGUGACAUAACCUUGGUUCUUUAUAAAUUUCCUUGUGCAGCUACUAAAUCAUCUGAAGAGGAACUAACUAUGGACCCUUGUACUCCUAAGGGAUAUGCUGAGAGCAUUAAUUCAUUUAAUCUUGCUCCUGAUUCUUCGGCCAAAAAAUAUUUAUCCACUUUCCAUGCAGCCGGGAACUUCUCAGAGUGCAGAGCUGCUGCCUUGAAGCUGUUACAGAGGGGCAAAGAGGGUUGUGCCUAUGAUCAUUGCAGUUUGGGAGCCACAUUUAUGCCUAAGCUGCAUGGCAGAUUCUUGGCUACUGAGAAUUUCUUUCAUACAUCACAGUUCUUUGGCUUGGCUUCAAAGGCAGUUCUCUCUGAUCUAAUGGAAGCUGGUCAAGAAUUUUGUGAAGAGAAUUGGCCAAAUAUUCGAAAGAAAUAUUCUUCACUUGCUGAGGAAGAUCUCUUACACUACUGCUUCUCAUCUGCCUACAUUGUGGCCCUUUUACAUGACAGCCUUAACAUUGCAUUGGAUGACACAAGCAUUGGAUACACCAAUCAGGUGGAGAAUGUACCUCUCGAUUGGGCAUUAGGUGCUUUCAUCUUACAGACUACAGCUAUAAAUGAAGCAAACUAUGGGUGGAUUUCUUUGAUUAGUGACAACUUCCCUAACUCUUUCUUGAUUAUGGGUGCAACAAUCUUGUUAACCUUUGCAGCCUGUUAUGUUUCCCAAUGGAGGAAACCAUACUUCAAAACUAUUUAUGAUUUGGAGAAAGGACGUUACAUAAUAACUCGAAUCAAUAGGUAAAGUUAACAAUUCUUACCAACAUAAAAUCAAAUACCUUGCCUGGUUGGCUGCUCAACAAAGGAAUGGGUCUAUGUUCCUUUUUGGUGCCCUAUAUAAUUCUUUCGUAAAGGUAUCUGGGAUGCCUUAGAGUAUUUUCUCAUGAAGUUGAUCAAGAGUACCAUUUUUUAAAGGGGCAAAUUGUUGGAGCCAGAUUUUCCGCCAUAGCAUUCAGUACAUCCACACGUUUUGUCUGUAAAUCAUUAGUCCUUUAUGUAAAGUUGGGCGAGGUGAAGCCCUCGUCCUGGUGCAGAUAUAAAAUACAUACUGUCUAGUUGAGUUGUAUGAAGUUCUGGCACUAAGUUUAGCUUUGGACUGUUAGGAAUUAUACUCAUACAAUCUACUGUAAGAAGCAUGUUGUGUUAAGAGCUCAGUGAUGCAAUUCUUAACGAAGUUUUUAAAUGCUUUCGAUCUAUAUUCAUUUUUUCCCCGUC
Molecule: messenger RNA, 2578 nt
Organism: Chenopodium quinoa (quinoa)
Lineage: Eukaryota; Viridiplantae; Streptophyta; Magnoliopsida; Caryophyllales; Amaranthaceae
Product: probable apyrase 6
Exons: 8
Coding region: 435-2108 (557 amino acids)
Biological process (GO): nucleoside diphosphate catabolic process
Cellular component (GO): membrane
Molecular function (GO): nucleoside diphosphate phosphatase activity
Source: RefSeq, a predicted model, not a curated record